AAAUCAGUGAGAGUAGUCUGUUACUUCGAAACCCUAGGUUUCAUCUUCAUGAAUCUCGAUUCUCCAGUCAAAUUGGAAAUAAAUUCCCAUUAAAUUCUCCCUACAAGAGAAGUUAAUCUCCAUGAUCAUUUUUGUUUGAUUAAGCGUUCAAGCAGUUGAUUAAAGUGAUAGUAGUAGGUAGAGAAUUUGGGGUUCAAAUCAAAUCUUCCAGAAAGAGAAAGUGAAAAUAUCAUGGAUAUCAAUAAUACAGAACAACAUUGGUGAGGCAGAAGAAGAUAGGAUUAGCGAAUUACCUGAUUCACAUCUUCACUAUAUCCUUUCAUUCCUUGAUAUCAAGCAUGUUGCUCCUACUUGUGUGCUCUCUUAAAGAUGGAAAAACAUAUGGACCUCUAUCCCCACUCUUGAUUUGCAAUUCUGGGACCUGUGCGGCCGCCCCCCUGAGUUAUCUGAGAUCAAUAAAUUCAUGGAUUUUGUGGAUAGAACAUUACUUCUUCAUGAUGAGUCAAAUAUUCAAAAGUUUAAGCUCAACUUGUACUCUGACAUGAAUGCAUCACGGGUUCAUUCGUGGAUCGAAAAUGUAACAAGGCGUAAUGCCGAAGAACUAAGCCUAGAUUUAUCUAUUCCUAAAGGUGACCUACCUUUAUCUAUUCCUCUAUCUCUUUUUAAUUGUGAAUCAUUGACUAAAUUGAAGCUAACUGCAAGUCCUAGCAUGUGUUUCCCCAAAAAAAUCUUCUUUCCGAAGCUCAAGAGCCUUACACUGUGGAGUAUCAAAUUUGGUGAUGGUUGCUGGAAUGAGCAACCAUUUUCCAAUUGCCUUGUCCUUGAAGAACUGUUUCUGUAUCACUGCACUUGGUUUGGUAUGACGCAAUUCUGCAUUUCCACUCCGGCACUAAAAGUCUUGGAAAUUAACAAUGAGUUAGAUGAAGAAGAGACGGGUUUAGAAGGCUGUGAUCUCAAAAUUCAUGCGCCAAGUCUGGUAUCUCUUAGUUGUCGUCGGGGUUGUGUGGCGAAGGAUUAUGAAUUGUCCAGUUUCUCAACACUAGAUGAAGCAGUAGUUGAGUUUGUUUUUUCUGAUCAUGAAUCAAGAAGGCCGGAAAACAUGAGCCAGGUUGUAAGUAAGUUUAUCCAAGCACUUUCACAUGUCAGGUAUCUGUCAUUACAUGUGGCAAAAGACAAGGUUCUCUCUGUUGCAAACGGUUUCGUAAGCAACCCACCUACGUAUCAUAAUUUGACCGCGUUGAGGCUGCGUCAAGGAGCAACCGUAGAUACACUAAUAUUUGGAUUGCUUAGAGCAGCACCUAAUCUGAGGGAUCUUGUAUUUGUAGAGUUCGAUUGUUGGUCUUCUCACGACGAAAUAGAAUAUGAUGAAACUGAAGACUUGUUCCGGCACCUCCAGUCAGUUAGGUUCCUGGAAUCAUUUGGGAAGGAGAGGGAGUUGAGAUGGGUGAAAUUAAUCUUGAAGAAUGCAAUAUCUUUGCAGGCAAUGACUUAUGGAUUUAGUUUCUUCGUUUCCAAUGAGAAAACCAAAGAAUCAGUUAGAUCGGAGUUACCAAGUCUUCCAAGAGCCUCUGCGAGAUGUGUGGUUAAGUUUGUCUAAAACUUGUGAUAGAGUUAUAAAUUUCCUAGACUCUGCGUUGGUUUUCUUUAAGGGUGCACACCGUACGGUUCGGCUCGGUUCUUGCCGAGACCGAGUACCUGUACCUUACACCCUUCGGUACCAAAAAAAUGGACCGGUCCCGGUACCGAGUACCUCGGUUCCGGUUCCAUUCUGGACCGGCCGGUUCCGGUCGGUACCGGUACCGGUUCCGGUUCCAUUUCAGGGGAAAAAAAAAACAGAAACCUACUGCCCUGUUUUUUACUUUUUUACCUAUUUUUCAAUAUCUCAAAGCAACAACUAAUAAGUAGCAAUAUUAAUAACAAACCAAA
Molecule: messenger RNA, 1926 nt
Organism: Papaver somniferum (opium poppy)
Lineage: Eukaryota; Viridiplantae; Streptophyta; Magnoliopsida; Ranunculales; Papaveraceae
Product: F-box/LRR-repeat protein At2g29930-like
Exons: 4
Coding region: 464-1597 (377 amino acids)
Source: RefSeq, a predicted model, not a curated record